Sorghum bicolor (sorghum) is the source of this 1847-nucleotide messenger RNA. RefSeq names its product agamous-like MADS-box protein AGL29. Gene Ontology annotation, biological process: regulation of transcription by RNA polymerase II. The record is from RefSeq and is a predicted model, not a curated record. Bases 281 to 880 code for a protein of 199 amino acids. NCBI's taxonomy places the organism in Eukaryota, Viridiplantae, Streptophyta, Magnoliopsida, Poales, Poaceae. The transcript is spliced from 4 exons. Gene Ontology annotation, molecular function: RNA polymerase II cis-regulatory region sequence-specific DNA binding; DNA-binding transcription factor activity, RNA polymerase II-specific; protein dimerization activity.
GCAAGGACCAGGGCCUAAAUGGACAAUUGGUUGUCGAAUCCAUGUCGAAUUCUACGGUUUCCAUAUUUGAGUUUGGGAUAUCCUCGCCUGAUUGUCGAACUCCACCGCAGCGUCCUUGCCCGGAGCCUUCCAUAUUUGAUAUCCUCGUCAACAAGUACAAAUACACCACGCCUCCGUUCCCAACGGGAAUCCUCUCCAUCGCAAUUCUUUCCUUCGUUAUUAAGAGAGCGAGAGGGAGAGCAGUACGUACGGGACCAAGAAAACGGCCGCGGCGACGGCGAUGGUGUCGCCGCGCGGGGCAGGAAAGGCUAGCCAGGGGCGGAGGCGCAGGGAGCUGGUCCUUAUCGAGGACCCCAAGAGCCGCCUGGUGACCUUCUCCAAGCGCAAGUCGGGGCUUUUAAAGAAGGCCUCGGAGCUCUCCCUCCUCUGCGGCGCGCGCGUCGCCGCCGUCGUCUUCUCCGCCACGGGGAAGCCGUCCGCAGUGGGCGCCCCCUCCGUCGAACGCGUUAUCAGCCGGUUCACCCCGCUCCCCAGCGGCGAGGGCGACGAUGACCGCGAGCGCGAGGUGAUGGAGGUCACGGCGCGGCGGGCGAAGGAGACCGGCGCGCGCGUGGCCGAGGAGAAGACGCGGAUGCACGCCGUCGGGGAGAAGGUGCUCCGGGCCGCGGCGGCGGGCGGGGUUCGCUUCUGGUGGCAGGCGGACGCGGAGGCGCUCGGUGAGGAGGAGCUGCGGGAGUUCGCCAGGAAGCUCCGCCGGCUCAGGGACAACGUGCGGCGCCGCGCUGACAAGCUGCAGCUGGCCCCAGCUGCUUCCCAGCCGACGACGGCGCCCAACAUUUUACAAUUUGGCUUUUUUUUAAAAAAAAAUUUGCUUCUUUGACCCUAUAAAACUUCAUCUCGGUUUUGGACCCAGGAGAUCGACGCCAUGUAUCAUAGCGUCGAGGUAUCACGGCUCGACGCCAUGGAUCAAGGCGUCGAGGUCCCUAGCUGUGCCCAGCGGGGCUUCUAACGUGGCUCUGACGUGGCAGGGAGCUCGACGCCGUAGAUCACAACGUCGAGCUCUCUACUACAAAUCAGCCGACGCCCUUCGCUACCGUGGACGCAGUUUAUAUUUUCAUCUCCCCUCUCGGCUCUUCCUCUCCAAAAACCGAGCACGAAUUUGGAUUCAAUAUUUCGACCAUCAAAAGUUUGAUUUGAUCCAUAGAUCUUGAAGAGCCAGAAUGCCACGUCGUGGAAAAAGUAGCAAACCAAGCUAUGGCCGGACGACCGGGAGUCCGUACAUCCACAAGCCGCUUCCUAGCGGUAUUCCAGUACCUAUGUGCUUUUGUGGUGAUCCUUGCAAGGUAGAAAUUCCAGAAGACGAGAAAACCUAUCGGCAGAGGUAUUGGAUGUGUUCCAAUUUUGCCUGGAAGCCUACGCCAAAACAACGCCGCAGUAACUUUAUUUGGAUCGACACUGAGAUUAAGGAGUCCGACAAGCGGCUUCUACAAGGCCUAAAGGAGUGGGAUGCAGAGCGUGCAGAGAUAUUAGAGAAGAGACGUAGAGAUGAGGCUCAAAAGAGGGAGCACAAGGAAGAGGAGGAAAGAAGACGUGUUGCUGCGGCUCGGGAGGAGAGGGAAAAGAAGCUUGAGCGUGUGCGCCGAGCGAAGGCAGCGAUGGAUGAGAAUCCAGAUGCCCAGCGGAAGGGAAAGUGGCCUCGUUGCACUCAGUAGUUACAUUACCUUCUUGUUCUAUGUUUGGUUCAUGGACAAUAUUGUUUAGUGUUGGACUUUUCAAUUUGUUGUCAUGUAAUGCACUUUAGCAAUUUUAAUUUGGUUUCAUUAUUAGUAGACAAUAUUUUUAUUUGA